This is a messenger RNA of Grosmannia clavigera kw1407, 1191 nucleotides long. RefSeq names its product kinetochore protein. The record is from RefSeq and is a predicted model, not a curated record. Gene Ontology annotation, cellular component: Mis6-Sim4 complex. The transcript has 3 exons. Lineage: Eukaryota; Fungi; Ascomycota; Sordariomycetes; Ophiostomatales; Ophiostomataceae. Bases 1 to 1191 code for a protein of 396 amino acids.
AUGACGACGCCGCCGCCCACCAUCCUCGCACUCAAGCAGGCCUUUCUCGAGCAGGAGACGCGGCGGUUGGCGCAGCCGCUGGCGCCAUCGCGGGCGUGGCGUCGUGCUAAUCGGGAGCGUCGCCACAGCAGCCGACGACAGCAAGCGGACGAAGCAGAACCCGGCGGUGCAAACGAAGCGACCGGGGCUGACGGCCACGCGCACAAGCCUCUGCCAGAGCGCGCCGUGGACGACGCGCUGUUCCGCGCCAACCAGCUGCUGCGCCAGCACGCCCGCCGCGUGUACGCGCCCCAAGCAGUGCGCCACGUGGCCGAGCAGCUCGACCAGCUGUACUGGCAAGCGAGCGAGCGGGCGGUAGCCGAAGAGGAGGCGGACGGAGGCGAGGGAAGAGAAGCAGACGGGAGGACCGGCACGGACCUAUUCAGACGGGGGACAGACUAUGCCAACCCCGACGUGAUUUCUGCCCUGCCGGCCGCCUGGGAGGACGUGCACGAAGCGGAGGCGCUGCCGCUCGAGGCCCGUCGCUACGCCGAGCUCGUCGCACAGCUGCAGGACCUGUCGACACGGCGGGCUGCCGCCGAGGCCCGCGUACGUCGGCUGCGUCGGCUGGCCGCCAUGGUGGCACCGCUUGCGCAGACGGAGGCCGAGGAGGCCGGGGACCAGCCGCCGCUGAACAGCCGACAGGACAACGUGGUGACGCGCAACGGUCCCAUCGAGCGCGAGCUCGAACGUAUGCGCGUGCUGCUGGCCCGGGUGGGCGACCGGGUGGGCACGCUGCAGCAGAGCCAGAACCAGAACCAGGCUGGCAGGCAGGACGACGAUACUGACACAGCAACAAUGGUCCAGGGUGCGGUCAAGAAGUCAGUCAAGCCUGCUUCAAGCAGCCACAAGGCCAAGAAGCUGGCCGUGGCGACGGGUGCCAACGGAGCCCCGAAACGCGGCGCCCGCGUCACCAAGGCGCCCCGUUCAGCCAAAGCCGUCAAGGCCCACGCCACCACAGACAAGGCGAUGCGCAAGUUCACGUCCGGCCUGAUCCACAAGACCGAAGCCAUGCUGGGCGAGCGUGCCGGCCACCUGGAGCUCAUCGGCCCCGGCAAGAAGAAGGGUCCCGACGCCAAGAGUAGAGAGCAGCGCAACAAUGACAAGAAGGGCAAGAUGCCCAGUUCCGGAGGCUCGCGCAAGUUUGGUUAA